GCUUGCUAGAGAUCCAAAGUUUCUGUUUUGUUUCAUAGAACAUAAAAGGUUUCAAGAACAUGGCCGUGGAAGCUUCUGCGUUCGUUAUUCUUGCCAUUUUCUCCAGCCUCGUUUGGGGGACUCCGGCUGCAGAAUAUGGAACUGCCUACGUCCGCUCCAUUCCUCCCGCGGCCGCGUGUAGAAAGGAGAACAAUAGUUCUAGUGAGUUGUUAGCAGCAGUGGGCGACUCCCUCUGGAAGAACGGAAGUGGAUGUGGGAAGAAGUUUCAGUUAACAUGCGUUGGGAGCAAUUAUGAAAUUCUAAACCCUUGUAUUGAUAGCUCAACCGUUGUGCUAGUGGUGGAUAGGUGCAUGGACUCUGGGAUCACCUUCGGCCUCCCCAAGGAAGUCUAUGUCGAAAUUGGCAACCCUUUGGCCCCAUCCAUCAUAGUCGACUUUAAAGAGGUUUGAAGCUGUAGAGAGGUAGAGACUGAUCCCGUUCUAUUUGUUUUGAAAAGAGAAAUUUUUGUUUAAAUGCAUGGAUCGAGUAGAAGAUAAGAAUGGCAUUAAUUAGAUGUCAUAUAUGUCUUUUAUUAUAUAAAAAAAAUGAAUGGAUCAUUUUGACUUCUAAAUAAUGUUCCCCUUUUUAGUUGACAAUUAAUAAAUAAUAUA
Diospyros lotus (date-plum) is the source of this 650-nucleotide messenger RNA. Its product is annotated as putative EG45-like domain containing protein 1. The transcript is spliced from 3 exons. Gene Ontology annotation, biological process: systemic acquired resistance. Bases 60 to 449 code for a protein of 129 amino acids. The record is from RefSeq and is a predicted model, not a curated record. Lineage: Eukaryota; Viridiplantae; Streptophyta; Magnoliopsida; Ericales; Ebenaceae. Gene Ontology annotation, cellular component: apoplast; cell wall.